UUAAUUGGCACUAUUAGUAAACAAAGACAUCACCCACACAGUCGGUACGAGUGGUCUGUAGUUGUAGAGACGGCAAAAUUAUCAUACUUUAAGAUAUUGACAUAUGCACAUCAACUCAGUAUUAGCUGGAUUAGGAUACACGGAAUUUCUGAAUAUGAGUGAUGACAAACCUUUCCUAUGUACUGCUCCUGGGUGUGGUCAGCGCUUCACCAAUGAGGAUCAUCUGGCUGUCCACAAACAUAAACAUGAGAUGACCCUGAAGUUUGGUCCAGCAAGGAAUGACAGUGUCAUAGUUGCUGACCAAACUCCAACCCCAACUCGCUUUCUGAAGAACUGUGAAGAAGUGGGUCUGUUCAAUGAGCUUGCAAGCCCUUUCGAGCACGACUUCAAAAAAGCAGAGGAUGAUAUCAAAAAGUUACCUUUGGAUUUAUCGCCUCUUGCUACACCCAUCCGCAACAAAACUGAGGAACAGUCAUCCCUAGAGGCACAUCGAGACAGUCCAUUGCCACAUCCUGAAUCAACGACAAAUGAUGACAAGGAGGUUUCUUUGCAGCCCACCUCACUGCCAGCAUCCACUAUAGUCCGUCCUGCAUCCCUUCAAGUCCCAAAUGUACUUCUUGCGACCUCAGAUGCUAGUGUUGUAAUACAGCAAGCCCUCCCAUCGCCAACGUCUAGCUCUGUUAUUACUCAAGUCCCAUCCUCUAAUAGGCCAAUAGUUCCCGUGUCUGGCACUUUCCCUGUACUCUUACAGCUCCCCAAUGGGCAGACAAUGCCAGUCGCCAUCCCAGCAUCCAUUGCAAACCCAAGUGUACAUAUUCCAACUGCCAUCCCUCUUGUCAGACCCGUCACCGUAGUGCCUAACGUCCCCGGGAUCCCAGGACCCUCCUCUCCUCCGCAACCCGUCCAAUCAGAAGCUAAGAUGAAGCUGAAAGCGGCCCUCAGCCAGCAGCUCCCUCAGGUAACCAAUGGCGAGGCGGCUAGUGGCGGUGGUGAUGUCCCAAGCAGCGUGGUGGCGAGUCACUCACCUCCUCCAGCUCCUCCACCCCCAGCACCACCAGAGGAGCCCUGUCCACCUCAGACCCUUCAGCAGCCCGCCACCUCCACCACAGAGACUCCCGCCUCUCCGGCGCCUCCCGCCCAGCACACACCCAGCACAGGCGGCCGCCGGCGCCGCGCCACCACCGAGGACCCCGACGAGAAGCGCCGCAAGUUCCUGGAGCGCAACCGCGCCGCCGCCUCGCGCUGCCGGCAGAAGAGGAAAGUGUGGGUGCAGUCGCUGGAGAAGAAGGCCGAGGACCUGAGCUCCAUGAACGGCCAGCUGCAGAAUGAAGUCACCCUGCUGAGAAAUGAAGUGGCUCACUUGAAGCAGCUCCUCCUGGCUCAUAAAGAUUGCCCUGUAACCGUCAUGCAGAAGAAGUCUGGCUAUCACUCUGCGGAGAAGGAGGACAGCUGUGAGGACAUGUCCGUGCCCGGCAGCCCCCAGAACGAAGCCAUCCAGCACAGUUCCGUCAGCACGUCCAAUGGGGUGAGCACCUUGGCCACUGCUGCCGCCCCCGGGCCCCUCCCUGGCCCCACCCCCGCCCCUGCAGACCAGAGCACAGAGGAGCCCCAGCCACAGGUGACCGGCGGCCCCAGCACCCCGACGCAGCCCUCAGGGAGCUGAUCACUCGGACAUCACCCAGCACCCCGACGCAGCCCUCAGGGAGCUGAUCACUCGGACAUCACCCAGUGUUUCCCCAGCAGUCCUGCAGAGCUGAGGGGACAGGACACACCCCCUCUUCCUCCUCCUCCUCCUCCUCCUCAUCUUCCUCCUCCUCCUCCUCCUCCUCGACUCGUCAGUCUGGAGAAUAGUUGUGUUUUCUUUUUCCUUUGUUGUUUAUCACCCCCCCCCCUCAUCUCUCCUCCUUUUAUUAUGUAUGAUUUCGUGACAAAAAAAAAAAACAAGCAAACAAAUGCAUUUUAAGGAGAGUUGGUAAAGGUGCAGAGAGGGAAGGCACUUUACAGAUUGUGUGUAGUUGGAACUGAUUGUUGUUUCCGUUGACUCUAUUUAUUAUGCUAUUUCUACAUGUGCAUAUCUCUUUAAAGCACAGAACUCCUGAGAAGCUGGACGGGUUCUGGGUUUGUUGUGACGACCGAAUCAGUGUGUGUUGAUGACGAGACCCUCUUAACCAAAGUGUGUUGUCAAGUCAUUUCAUUUUCUGUUCUGUUUAUUUGUGUGUUUAUUUGCUUUCCUCAUUAAAAUUGUUUAUUUUUUUGUUUUCUUUAAAGUCAUCUCUCCUGAGUACUAUCUGAAGGUUUAAAGACAUAAGGAGCAGUCACUUUUUAUUUCUUUGCCUUUGUUUCAUUUUGCACACAAUGAGAGAUAAAUCUUUUGUUUACCUUCUUAGUGUUUUACUGUUCACACAAUAAGUACUGGCAGCUUUUAGACAUAGAUUUGAUUACUUGUCUUGUUCUAAACUUAAGUGGUGGAAUUUGAACUUACAUUUUAGAUAUUUUUAUUUUUUUGUUGUGAGUGGGUAGUUUGGCUACUCCGAGUGGCAUAACUGUGGUUUGAAUGUUUGAAAGUGACCUCCACAUGUAAACAUUUGUCUUAAGGAGGGGCUUUUUGGGUAGAAAUUUCCGUGUUCAAGCGCAGUGCUUUGACCAACAUUCCAUGUGUAGAUUGUUGCAGAGGCAGUGAUUGUAGGACUAUAUUACACUCUUCAUCUUUCUCGCUUCUCCUUGAUGUGCCAUUAAUGUGCCAUUAUCUUUUCACCGAGGUUGAUUUGUAUCUUAAGGGUUAGCAAAACAGCUCUAUACUAUUGUUUUGUUUUUUUUCUUUUUGAGGAUUUUCAUGUACAUAGUUAUUUGGAAUAGGUCAUAAUCAUGAAUUCCCUCAAUAAUAUUUCCGCUUACUGACAAGUGACUGUCUGAUGCUUUGGUGUGUGACUUUGUUGGAACACAUUGAAAGAAAACAUUGCUCUUUCUUGCUCACUUUUGUUGUUUAAAAAAAGACAAAAAAAGGCAUCUUUGGAAACAUUGUAAAUGGCAUCAUUAAUGAUACAUUGUAUGUGCUCCUUCCAGAUGUUAUGUACAUGGGUUGUAUUUGCUUCUUAAGAUUAAGCGUUAUUCUUUUUAUGAAGUGGAACAGCAAAUCACUUGAAGACUUGUUCCUGUACGGUUGUCUCACCUCCGGAAUCAUUGGUUUGUUUGUCCCUUGAAGAUGUUCAGAAAUAUUUGAAAAGUGAACAUGACGAGACGCUGCUCUACCAAUGUUAGGAGAAAAAAAAAACAUUAAAGAAACAUGUAUGUUAACAUCCACUAAGUACUGCAAUUAAGCAUAGUGACAAUUAUGAAUUAAGUGUAGGUUCCAAGGCAUAGCAUCAUUCUCUUUGAAAUCCACUUGCCUUCUCUUUAAAGAUGCAUUGGCUUACUACUGUGUAGUUCUACAAGACAAUAAUACAUUGUUUCUCCUUUUAGAUAUUCUCUGUUUGGACUUGUUUUUUUGUUUUUUUUUAUUAGUUCAACAAAAUAAUUUGUACUGUUACUGUUAUGUGCUUAUCUGCAUGACUAAAGGGUUCUCUGAGAGAAUCAGACCAAUAUUUAAAAUCAUGUCUCAGAUAUUUGCAGUUGAACUUGGCGCCUCACCUUCCGCUGGAGCCAGGGUGUUCCUGAUAUAUGAAGGGUCCUUGACUUUGUUAAGCCCUGGCUCAACUACAUGCAACAGGAUGUGAUAUUGUGUUGGCAGUAAACUUGUAACUUGUGAAAGUUAUGUAUAAAGUACCAUAAAUUAAUAAAAUGUUGUAAUAAAUCUUUUAAUUUCUCUUUAAAA
Alosa sapidissima (American shad) is the source of this 3811-nucleotide messenger RNA. RefSeq names its product activating transcription factor 2 (gene atf2). The transcript has 12 exons. Gene Ontology annotation, biological process: regulation of transcription by RNA polymerase II. Gene Ontology annotation, molecular function: DNA-binding transcription factor activity, RNA polymerase II-specific; cAMP response element binding. The coding region runs from base 104 to 1663 and encodes 519 amino acids. Lineage: Eukaryota; Metazoa; Chordata; Actinopteri; Clupeiformes; Clupeidae. The record is from RefSeq and is a predicted model, not a curated record.